GUUUUAAUUCUACAUUUUAAACUUAAGUAAAUUGCUCACAUUAGUAUUUCCAAAAGUUCCAUUGAGGUCUAUACACUUCCACAACCACCCCGGCACCUACUGCAACCGUCAACCGCUCACACAUUAUAUUUUCCAUUUCUUUCCUUUUUCAAUUCCCAUUCUUCAACAGCGUGUGAGUCACACCACCACCUUCUCUCAAAACCCCCAAAAAUGUUGUAAAUAUCGACCAAAUUUUUCCACAAAUGGAGGGUUGGUUCUCAUCUUCAACCUCACCCAGUGACGAUCAGCAGAAACCAGCUUCCUCCUCUUCUUCUUCUUUGCUCGCUGAUUGGAACUCAUACGCUACAUCUCAACAGGAACAAGACCCUUCCAAUUCCGCCAUCAGCUUCGAUCUUGAAUCCGCUGUUAGAUCUGCUAACAACAGUGUCACUGGCACUUUCAGCGUGGUUUCUAAAAGUGUGAGAGAUAUACCUGGAAACUUCUCAUCUGCGACUAGCAAUGUUCCUUCUGGAAAAGCUCUCCUGUAUUUUGGUUUAUUUCUGGCUAGCGGUGUCUUCUUCAUUUUCAUUGCAUUUACCUUGUUCCUGCCUAUCAUGGUGGUUAUGCCCCAAAAGUUUGCUAUAUGCUUUACGCUUGGGUGCGGGUUUAUUAUUGGAUCGUUCUUUGCUCUAAAAGGGCCAAAGAAUCAGCUUUCUCACAUGAUGUCGAAGGAGAGGCUCCCAUUCACACUGGGGUUUUUAUGCAGUAUGGUUGGCACCAUUUAUGUAUCUAUGGUGUUACAUAGCUACAUUCUCUCUGUUGUAUUCUCUGUUGUACAGGUUCUUUCACUUGGAUACUAUGCUAUAUCAUAUUUUCCUGGUGGAUCUGCUGGAAUGAGAUUUUUGACUUCUGCUUUAACAUCCAGAAUAAUGACUUGUUUUGGGAGGUGAUUUGGUUUUGGUUAUUGUUAUUACUUUUUUUGGGAGGUGAUAAUGCUGAGAUGAAACAUCAUUUAACAUGUCCUAAGAUUUCAUUCAAUGUUUGUUGUUAUCUCUAAAAGAGAAAGUUGGUUGAUCUCUUUGCCCAAUGUUGCAAUCGUUAUUGCAUGCUAAUGGGUAUGCAUAUUGGUAUCUAUAUGGCAUAUGGUUGCCGAGGGUUUGACAA
Molecule: messenger RNA, 1143 nt
Organism: Lathyrus oleraceus (garden pea)
Lineage: Eukaryota; Viridiplantae; Streptophyta; Magnoliopsida; Fabales; Fabaceae
Product: protein transport protein SFT2
Exons: 4
Coding region: 243-929 (228 amino acids)
Biological process (GO): vesicle-mediated transport
Cellular component (GO): membrane
Source: RefSeq, a predicted model, not a curated record